CCUUCCAGCAAUAGGCGAUGGUCGACCCGGGGCGGAUCCGUUUCCUAAUACCUGCAAGAAGCGUCGCUGAUCCGACCCUCCACCGGGACGAGGAAGAGAAUGCGUGUCUCUCUGCACACACCGCCGAAGACCCACUGGCCGUCAUCACCCGGCCCACGUUGUGCCGGCGGCGGCCGAACUUGCUCUCGUGUAUCUCCGCGAUCUAUCCCUGGCCCCCGAUCACCCCCUGCCGAUCAAGAGCCCACUGAACCAUCACCUCCCAGCAGAAGCUCGACCAGUCAGUGAAGCUCACCGCUCUCGUUCCCAACUCGUGCCGCCUGAACCAAGGUCUAUAUCCUGGCCAUGAUCAUCCAUGUGCGAGACACAGACGGGAAAAUGUAUUCUGUUGAAGCACAACCGACGGACACAAUCCACACGCUCAGGGUGAAGAUAAUGUUAGAAGGUGUUCCCCUAAGUGACUAUCGGGAAAUCGAGUUUAACGGCGAGCAUUUAAGGGACACUAAAGCAACGGUUUCCAGCUACGGCAUCUGCGACGAAGACUGUGUAGAUAUCAAAGAAGUCCGCAUUGUGGCCGAAAGCAGCUGUGGAUUUUUCGUUAACGUUGUCCAGCCGGAAGGGAACGUUAUCAGGGUAGUGGCGGCCGAAGCGUUCCCCGUCAUACAGAUCAAGCACGAGGUGGCCCGGAAAGCGGGUGUGGAGGCGAGGAAGCUGCAGCUGAGGGCCGGCAGCGAAAACUUGAAGGACGAGAAGAUGCUGAGAGACUACGACAUCACCGGGGAGUCUGUUGUGUGGCUGGAGGUCGAGGGCGAGAGAGGAAACGGGAGAGAGAAAAGAAGGGAGGGGGAAGGAGCGGGAGACGACAGGCUGAAGAAUGGGUUGCUACUUGUUUCCCUUCUGGUGUUAGUUCCUCUCAGUUUGUGGCUGGCCUACAAAGGUGGGAAUAAAAAUAAUCACACCAGUGAUAAGAAGCUCCGAACUACAACGAAAUUGAUCCCUAUCACAGCACAAAGUCUGGCUAUAAGAGGGCAAAAUCAAGUGAAACGGGCGAAAAUAAAACGUACGUGGAGACUCUCCUGCUUAGGAAGUAAGCUACAAGAUGAAUGUAAGCAGGACUACUCAAACAUAAGGUCAAGGUCACCAGAGGUCACACAAAUGGUGAAAUUUAACACCAGUCUCAAAUAUAGGGCCUUCAUACCGAAAUGGAAAUAUUUAUGUAUUCUUAAAUAUUUUGAGUAUUACUACAGGGCAGAUACCAAGAAAGUUUUUAGAACCAGUUUGAACCUGGGUGUAGCUAAUGGUAGGGGUGGGCAGGAGCCCAUGCCGCCAGGCGUUACGGAAAAUGUGUAUUUCAAGCAAGUAUUGGCCAAAAAUGUGUAA
Messenger RNA from Penaeus vannamei (Pacific white shrimp), 1377 nucleotides. Lineage: Eukaryota; Metazoa; Arthropoda; Malacostraca; Decapoda; Penaeidae. The record is from RefSeq and is a predicted model, not a curated record.